Messenger RNA from Oryzias melastigma (Indian medaka), 4395 nucleotides. It is a transcript of the gene cdk12, whose product is annotated as cyclin-dependent kinase 12. Lineage: Eukaryota; Metazoa; Chordata; Actinopteri; Beloniformes; Adrianichthyidae. The record is from RefSeq and is a predicted model, not a curated record. Gene Ontology annotation, molecular function: cyclin binding; ATP binding; RNA polymerase II CTD heptapeptide repeat kinase activity. Gene Ontology annotation, cellular component: cyclin/CDK positive transcription elongation factor complex; nucleus. Gene Ontology annotation, biological process: transcription elongation by RNA polymerase II; protein phosphorylation; positive regulation of transcription elongation by RNA polymerase II.
UUUUUAAGUUAUUUUUGAAAUGUCAAAUACUUUUUUAUUCCUUUAAAUUUUGCGAACUUAACGUUCCUUGACGUGAUGUAAAGUUUUUCGAUUCAAAAGGAGUGAUUUUGUGAGUUUUUGAGCCGUUCUUGCCCCAUGUUGACACAAGUAGGCGGGACUUAGCUUGUGAUUGGCUGUUGCUAAGAUACGAACAAGAUUGACAAGGCACCGUCUUCCGGUGAACUCGCUAUGUGUGCGCAGACGUUGCUAGCCACGGGAGCCACAAUGGCGUUUGUAGUCUCCUUCAGAUAGGGCUGUGGAUGAUACUAAAUCCACUAGCAUCGCCCUAACUAUAGGCCUGGUUGAUUUCCAGAGCCAUUGAUAAUAAACUGGAACAAUUAUUGCACACUAAAAUACUAUGAUUUCGAAUCAUUACUUACUUUAAAGGGGUAAAACUUACAUUAAAGGGAACAUGUAAACAGAUCCAACCGGGUCAAGUUUUCAGUUUGUUCUGGAAGCAGGCGUCUUUUAUUGAAGACAUUUGCUUGUUUCUUAAAGCUGAGACCGUAAAUCUGUGGAAUAAAACACCUUUACUUAACUUGGCACCGGACAAGGACAGCUUUCUUUCACAAAGGGACUUUUUUUCUUUUUUACGAAGUCAGCUUUCUAGCUGCCGACCAUUAGCUAGCCGUGCUAGCUACGCUCAGGCGGAGACGAACACCACAAUGCUCUUAUUUUUGCUUUGGACCUUUUUCAUUCACUAAUUGGAGGUGCAGACUUUGUGGCACUGGAACCUCGAUAUCCUUUUUUUGCCUUGACGAACCAAGUUGGCGACUUUAAGGAAUGAAUUGGCGCUAAGGAGGACUGGACUUGAGCGGCCUGGAGUGUAUGUCUUGAGCUUGUUUUUUUCUUUUUGUUGUUGUUUAAUAACAUUUGUGGCAUUGGGAGGCGCUACUUUUGUUCUGUGAAUGUAUUGCCUGGAUCACCGAGGCCCGGUAUCAGCAGAGACCCCGGCGUGAGGUAUGCCUGGGUCGGACCGACAUCAUGGGACCAAGAGGAAGCCGGAUUUUAGCAGCGGUGUGCCACACCAGCCCCAACAAGGCCCUACCCAUACCUCCGAGGAAGACAUGACGAGCAAAGACGGUAAGGUGCAGUUCAAAUCUUCAAUGUCCUCAUCGACGUCUAAACGUAAGCGGCAUAAAUCAACCAAACAUAAUCGGGAGUCAUCGGCGGCUUUGAGGACCGAAGGUUUUACCCUCGGCGAUACGGCGCCCCCUGGUGUCAACACGGUGAAGCCUCUGGUGGAGUACGAUGAUAUCAGCUCAGAUUCGGACACUUUCUCGGAUCCACCGUCCUCCAGACCUUCUGAUAGAGGGGGCGUGGACCGAUUGGACCCAUCACCGGACUUCGAGGAAGUGCAAGAAAAACCAUCCCGGAAGAAGUCCAAGGACCCUAACAAAGUUAGGGACCCUGGCAAUGGGGAGCAUGGGUACAAAAAGAGGAGCAGCAAAGACCACGAGAAAGGCUUGAAGGGCAAAGACAAGACUUUAGGUUACCCGUCCAGACAGCAGCUCCAGACAGAGGGUGAACCCAAACGUGUGGAUCCAUCCAUGCACCAGGUGCAGCCUGCAGCCAGUGUGGGCAGCACCACUUCCUCCACAUCUUCAUCUCGCAGCAAGGAGAGCGCUCGCUCUGGGAAGUCUCGAAAAGACAAACAACGCAGAGAAGACAGAGUGGAUGGAAGCCACGCUUCUUCUUCUCAGAGGAGCCGCACAGACCGGACCCACCGCCGGUCCUCCAAGAGCCACAAGUCGAGCCCCAAGGGCAAGUCUUCAAGUAGAGGAAGUUCUCGCAGGAAGGGAGUAGUGGGUUCUGCUUUGUCACCCAGUCCCAGAAGAAGGCCUGGCAGUGAGAGUCCAGUAGGCAUCAACUACGGACAACAGGGAGAUGAUAGUUAUUCCAGACGGAGAGUGGUUCAGCAAAGCCCCAGUCCCAACCGGGACAUCUCCCGGCGCAGCAGGCAGAGAUCUGACAGCCCUUAUGGUAGUAGACACCGGUCCUCCAGCUAUGAGAGGGACAGCAGCCCUUACUCCAGGAGGCGCUCCAUCAGCCCUUAUGGUACCCGGAGGUCCUCCAGCACCAGCCCAUUAUCUCGGCGCUCUGGUCGCUCCAGAAGUCGAACCCCCCUCCAUUACUCUUCAUCUUGCCGCUCCUCUUCCCGCUCUAGAAAUAAAAGGCACACCUCCUCUAGUUUAGGCGGGGGCUCCCAUAGCACUCGGCCAGCGAGUCGCUCUCCCCCAUCUUCCCGCCUGCCCCCCACCUCCAGUUUGGGUGCGGAACUAAGUCGAAGGAAAAAGGAACGCCAGGCUGCUGAGGCCGCUCGUGCCAGCGCCACCGCAAAUGCAUCCCCACUUCCUUUGGUCCGAAAAGCCGGCGUCGCCCCGCCGUCACGGCCCGGAAAAGCCGAGGCGCCCCAGCCGGAGAAAGACUCGGCAGCUGCGGAAAGUCAGCCUCCAGCAUCUGCACAGGUUUCCACUGAUGCUGAAGAACAAGCGGCGCCUCUACCUGCUUCCUCUGCUGCCUUACCCACGCCACCCCCUCCGGAGCCCUCCCCACCUGUGCCGCCAGGUCCCACCACUCAGCCGCCACUACCGCCGGCAGAGUUAGCCGCUCAGCCUCCAACGAAUCCACCACCUCAACCUAAGUCUCCGGCGCCGAUUCCCACGCGCAGCCCGGCUCGACAGCAACCCCUUCACAAGACGUCAACGCUGCCCCCCCUGCCUUUACCGCCGGCACUGCUGGGAAAUGCUCAGGACAGAGGUCAGAUCAAGCUGGCUGACUUUGGUUUGGCUCGACUUUACAAUUCAGAGGAAAGUCGGCCUUACACUAAUAAAGUAAUCACACUAUGGUACCGCCCCCCCGAACUUCUGCUGGGGGAGGAGAGGUACACCCCAGCCAUCGAUGUUUGGAGUUGUGGGUGCAUCCUUGGAGAACUUUUUACCAAGAAGCCCAUCUUCCAGGCAAACCAGGAACUGCUACAACUGGAGCUCAUCAGUCGUCUGUGUGGAAGUCCGUGUCCUGCAGCUUGGCCCGAUGUGAUUAAACUUCCUCUUUUCAACACCAUGAAACCCAAGAAGCAGUACAGACGGCGACUACGAGAGGAGUUUGCCUUUUUACCUACUCCUGCUCUGGACCUGCUGGACCGAAUGCUGACCCUUGACCCCGCGCGCCGUUGCACGUCGGAGCAAGCGCUCACCAGCGACUUCCUGUGUGAUGUGGAGCCCAGCAAGAUGCCUCCACCCGACCUUCCGCACCAUCAGGACUGCCACGAGCUGUGGAGCAAGAAGAGGAGGCGUGCACGGCAGAGCGCGUCGACCGAGGAUGUGCCUGUGCCCAAAGUGCCCCGUAAAGACGCGACUGGGACCUCCGCCGGGGAGAACAGUCGAUCUCAAAGCAGCCCGGCGCCCCCACCCCCUCCCCCGGCAAAACCCCCCUCCACAGCCAGCUUGGAGACUGAGCUGUCAGGUCUGGGAGCGGCUGCAGAGCAGUUGAAUCAAACCGAGUUGGCCGUGCUGCUGAACCUCCUCCAGGGCCAAACGGAUCUCAGCAUGACCCAGGUGGCCCAGCUCCUCAACCCCUCCAACCCCGAGAACCUCAGCCAGCUGCUGUCCACGCUCGGCGAGGCGUCCGACCAGCAGGGGGCAGCGGAGGAGCCAGCCGCGCCCCAGCCUCCCGAGCCGCCGCCGCCGCCCCCCGAACCUCAGGAAGCCUCCCCGACACCCGGAGAACCCUCCUUCAGCCAGGAGGAGCAGGCCAACCUGCUGGCUCUGAUUCUGGGGCAAAUCAUAAAACCGCAAAAUGAGGAACAAGGAGAUGAAAGCAAUGGCGUUCGGGCAGAGGAAGCGCUGCCGCGCGGUUCGUCCACUUCUACUACUGAAUGCAAGGAAGACGGUGUCUCGUCAAAGCUGAAACUAUUCAACCAGCUGCCUCCACCCGGUGAACGUCCUCCGUCUCCCCCCGGGCCGCCCCCGUCGGGCUCCGUCUUCGGGAACUCGUCUGACGCCGAGGCGCCGCCCGGCCAGGACAUCAGCCCCGCCGUGGCGGCCGCCCUGCUUCAGCUCAUUUCUCAGCAGGACUCCGAGGCCGGCGCCCCCAAGCAGACAGAAGACCCGGACGCCCCGUCCCGGAGGCAGCCCCCUCUCCUCUGGCCUGCAGACUCCCCACCCAAACCCCCACCUGCAGCUGAGGCCCCAGCAGGUCUGGUGACUGCUGCCCCCACCUCUGCAGCGCAGUUUCCUAAAGACCAGGACCUCCGCUUUUCUCACGGAGCGGCCCGCUGACCACGCCAGUCUGAAGGUGAGGAGCGCUUGAUCAACCCGGGACGUCCCGGAAAGACAGCCGAGGAACUGAAAGUAU